Messenger RNA from Gilbertella persicaria, 1629 nucleotides. Its product is annotated as beta-lactamase superfamily domain-containing protein. Lineage: Eukaryota; Fungi; Mucoromycota; Mucoromycetes; Mucorales; Choanephoraceae. The transcript is spliced from 7 exons. Gene Ontology annotation, molecular function: N-acylphosphatidylethanolamine-specific phospholipase D activity. The coding region runs from base 34 to 1317 and encodes 427 amino acids. Gene Ontology annotation, cellular component: cytoplasm; membrane-bounded organelle. Gene Ontology annotation, biological process: N-acylphosphatidylethanolamine metabolic process; N-acylethanolamine metabolic process. The record is from RefSeq and is a predicted model, not a curated record.
CUCUCUCUUUCGUAUAAUUGUGCUACACAUAAAAUGGGGAUGGAAAAGAUUAAAAAAAUUUCAGGCACAAAAAAAAGAUUAUUUGCAGGUUCUUCUCUUUCACUCUUUUGCUCGUAUACAAUGAAAAAGGCUCAGGGCAGCCAUUUCUUUAGUAAAAUUUUUGAUAAUCAUCAACAUGUCUUGGUGGCCCUUACUGUUACAGCAGCAGCUAGCUCUUUGUUUUACUAUCUUUACACUCAGACAACUCAAGCACGAUCGAGUCGUGCAAUCGAGAUGGUAAGGAAAAACGGAAUCUCGAAAAGAAAGCUAUUGCAAAAACCGCAAGAGAAAUAUGCCAGUCUAAAGAUUGAGAAAAGGUUUGUCAAUCCUUUUGAAGAAUGGACAGAAAUUCCUUUUUACAAAACAUUGCUUUUUUGGCUGGGAAGAUGGAAAGGAAAUGGUAUUCCUCAAAGCAUAAAGGAACUUGAAGUAGCCUUGCCUGUUGUGCAACCUAAUUUGGAGAAAAUCAAAAAUGGGUCAGACUCAGUAACAUUUACAUGGUUUGGACAAUCAACAUGUCUUAUGACAAUUGACGGAUUGACUAUUUUGUCUGAUCCGGUGUUCAGUAAAUGUUCAGUCAAUGACUAUUUCGGACCAAAGCGAUUGAGACCAAUUCCUUGUCAAUUAGAAGAAUUUAUAGAUACUAUCGAUAUAGUCAUUGUCUCUCAUGACCAUUUUGACCAUCUAGAUGAAGCAGCUGUACAAAAAUUAGGAAACUCAGUUGUUUGGUAUAUUCCUUUAGGACUAAAGGGCUGGUUUGUUAAAAGAGGUAUCUCAAACGUAAUUGAGAUGGAUUGGUGGCAAGAAUUGCAGCAUCAACAAAGACCAGACAUUCAGAUUGCUUGUGUCCCUGCAAUGCAUUGGAGUGGGUCAAGAACUCCUUUUGAAAAGAACAAUACACUUUGGUGUAGUUAUGUUAUCAAAGGAAAAAACGAUAAAAUAUUUUUUUGUGGUGACACUGGAUAUGCACCCGAAUUAUUCAAAGCCAUUGGCGACCUGUACGCUCCAUUUACAUUAGCAGCUAUUCCCAUUGGUAGCUUUUUACCAACACAAUUGAUGCAGCAUCUUCACAUGGGCCCUGAAGAUGCCGUUAAGGUACAUUUUGAUUUAGGCAGUCCUCGCUUAUCAAUCGGCAUCCAUUGGGCUACAUUCAUGAUGUCGGAUGAACAUUAUCUAGCGCCAAGAGAAGUUCUGAACCAAAUUUGGAAUGAUUGUCGACCAAAUCAUGAGACGCAUUUUACUACAACUGCAUUUGGGCAGACGAUUGUAUUAGACUAAACACGAUGAAUUAAACUAGAAUACUCUGUUACUUUCAUUAAAAAGAAACCUUUCUUUAUUUUCCCCCUGUUCAUUUCCGCGGAAUCAUGCAACUUGAACUAUUUUUAACUGGAAAAAAACUUCUAUACAAUUUUUGCUUAACGCAAAGAAAGAAUGAACUACUGUAGUAUUCUAUAUAAAUGAUAGAACAUUUAAGUCAGGGGUGUAUUAGUAAGAUUUGACUAAGCUCAAUAUAGCCAUGAUUUGGCUCGAAAUUCUUUUUUACAAAAAGCAGUAAAUCAUCCCACAUCCUCGCACAACUCAGGACCGAGA